CGUUCAUUUAAAAACCCCUCAAACCGAUUUGCUGUCUUCCUGAGGUAAAUUAGGUGAAUUUACAACUCAUCGUGAAUCAAAGUCGUUGUCUUACAAAUAAGUAAGACUACUAUCAAGUUUUCUGUGGAAGAAACAUUUCUUACACUGGAGCUCGAGACAAUGGCAGAGUCUGUGCGCUCGAGUCAGUCGAACGGGGGAUCUAGUCGCCACGAGAAAAGUUUGGGUCUCCUUACCAUCAAGUUUGUGACACUGCUACAAGAAGCAAAGGACGGAGUACUUGAUCUCAAAGUGGCUGCUGACAGUCUUGCAGUGCGGCAGAAGAGAAGGAUCUAUGACAUCACAAACGUGCUGGAAGGGGUGGGGCUCAUCGAGAAGAAAACCAAGAACAUCAUCCAGUGGAGGGGGGAGAACCUGGGCUGUCAGACCCAGGAGGUUCUGGACCAGGUGGAGACGCUGAAGGCUCAGAUAUCUGAGCUGGAGAGAAAAGAGAUGGAACUGGACAGUCAGAAGGCCUGGCUGGAGCAGAACAUCACACACAUGAAUGAGGACAGCGUUGUCAGUCGAUAUAAGUACAUUUCACAUGAGGAUGUGUGUGAUGCCUUCGUCGGAGACACUCUCCUGGCUGUGGUGGCUCCCUCUGGGACUCAACUGGAGGUGCCAAUGCCCGAGACGGGUCAGAAGGGCCAGAAGAAAUAUCAGGUGAACCUGCGGAGCCAGUCUGCUCCCAUCAAGGUGAUGCUCAUUAACAGGGAGCAUGAAUCCUCCAAGCCUGUGGUCUUCUCUGUGCCUCCUCUCGAGGACCUGUCCUCCAUGCCCACCCCUCCCACCACCCCUGCCAGCCUGCAGACGUUCCCCAUGCUCUCAGCCCAGGGCCAGCCCCACACCCCGUCCUCUAGUCCCUCUGGGAUGCAUGACCUGGGGCACGCAGUCAGCCACAAGAUGGCGCCGCUGGGGCGCAGCGACGACCUGACGCCCUCCUCCAGCCCUCCUGACAUGCAGAUGGAGUGCCACGCCCAGACUGAACCAGUGCUGAGCAUGCAGCCAGUGUUGGGCUCGGCUCUGGACCCCCAGCAGCAGGUGAACGUGUCGGGCCAGGAGCUGCAGUCCCUGCUGGACGUGGGCAGCUUGCUGAAGCUCCACCCUGGGACUGGGGAUCAGAUGAAGGACGAGAGAGAGGGAGUUGCUGACCUGAUAGAUGAGCUGAUGUCCUCAGAUGGUGAGACUGAAUUUUACAAAGUGUUACAAAGAAAAUCCAUAAUGAAGUUGGAAACUUUGCAGCCUGACCUCUGCCCUCCUUGCCUCCUCCUCCAGUGUUCCCCCUCCUGCGGCUGUCCCCGAGCACGGCCGGGGACUACAACUUCAACCUGGACGACAACGAAGGAGUCUGCGACCUGUUUGACGUUCAGAUUCUCAAUUACUGAAUUGACCCAUGUCCAAAAAUAAGGCUUGCAUUACCAGCCUCAGGUUCACUGCCUAUUCCUGUAUUAACAGUUGCACUCUUUCAUCCUUUCCCAGUUUGUUUCUCACGCACAUACAUGGGCGUUGUCUCAUUUCUCGUUUCCAACUGCCAUAUUGCGAAUAAAGACAAUAAGAGG
Hypomesus transpacificus is the source of this 1595-nucleotide messenger RNA. RefSeq names its product E2F transcription factor 5 (gene e2f5). The transcript has 7 exons. Gene Ontology annotation, cellular component: RNA polymerase II transcription regulator complex. Gene Ontology annotation, molecular function: RNA polymerase II cis-regulatory region sequence-specific DNA binding; DNA-binding transcription factor activity, RNA polymerase II-specific; protein dimerization activity. The record is from RefSeq and is a predicted model, not a curated record. Lineage: Eukaryota; Metazoa; Chordata; Actinopteri; Osmeriformes; Osmeridae. Bases 160 to 1443 code for a protein of 427 amino acids. Gene Ontology annotation, biological process: regulation of transcription by RNA polymerase II.